AGUAUCCAUUCCAAUAACGUAACUCCUUUCUCCACUUUCCUGUCCUUCACUUCCCGUUUUCUGCGAUCUCUUUCCCCAAAGUUUGUCUUCGAUCCCCUCUGAAAAUGGAAGAGAAAUCCAUGCCUCUCGAAGUCUUCGGCAUCGAAGUCAGUAACAGCGACCAUGGAUGGAAAAAGGUGUCGUAUGCAAAGAAGCAGAAGAAGAAUCAGCAGAAACCGUCGACGGAUUCCUCGAGGAUCACGGUCACCAAUGGAUCCGGCGCAUCCGGCGCGGACAAUGUGUUCGGGUCGCUGGAGAAGCAUGCCGAGGAGCGGCGCCGCAAAAUUGAAGCUCAUUAUGCCGCGAUGAAUGCUAACGACGAUGCUCCUGUGAGAUCAGCCACGAGGAAUCGUUCCGAUGACGAGGAUAGCGAUUUGGAAGGCGGAGCCAUGCAGAAUGGAGCUGCGGAUGAGAAGAAGAAGGAGAAGCAGAAGAAGCCGAAGGUCACUGUGGCUGAAGCCGCCGCCAAGAUAGAUGCCGAUGAUCUAUCGGUUUUCCUUGCUGACGUUUCUGCGACUUUUGAAUCACAACAAGAUAUACAGUUGAUGAGAUUUGCGGAUUACUUUGGACGAGCAUUUUCAGCUGUGACUGCUUCACAGUUUCCAUGGUUGAAAUUGUUCAGAGAGUCUACUGUUGCAAAGAUUGCAGAUGUUCCUGUUUCCCAUCUCUCUGAGUCUGUAUACAAGACUUCAAUUGACUGGAUCAAUCACAAGUCUUUUGAGGCUCUUGGCUCCUUUGUGCUAUGGUCCCUAGAGAGUAUCCUGGCAGACUUGGCAAUCCAACAAGCUGGUUCCAAGGGCUCAAAGAAAGGUGUCCAACAAACAUCAUCAAAAUCUCAGAUAGCUAUGUUUCUGGUUUUAUCAAUGGUACUGCGAAGGAAACCUGAUGUUUUAAUCAACCUGUUGCCAACAUUGAGGGAAAAUUCGAAGUAUCAAGGACAAGAUAAGCUUCCUGUUACAGUAUGGAUGGUAGUUCAGGCUGGUCAAGGUGAUCUGUGUGUUGGGUUGUACUUGUGGGCACAUUAUAUCUUGCCUUUAGUUGGAGGAAAAUCAGGUUCUAAUCCACAAACAAGGGAUCUGAUCUUGCAGUUAGCGGAAAGGAUUCUUGCUGCACCUAAAGCUCGUACUGUUUUGAUAAAUGGUGCUGUUAGGAAGGGAGAACGUCUGGUGCCACCAUCAGCACUGGACUUGUUGUUACGAGUGACAUUCCCUGCUUCUUCUGCCCGAGUUAAGGCAACUGAAAGGUUUGAGAAGAUAUAUCCCACCCUCAAAGAGGUUGCCCUUGCUGGCUCUCCUGGGAGCAAAGCUAUGAAGCAAGUUUCCCAGCAGAUUCUUUUACUUGCUGUAAAAGCAGCUGCUGAAGGCAUUCCGGAGCUAUCUCGGGAGGCUAUUGACAUUUUUGUCUGGUCUUUGUCCCAAAGUGCUGAUUGUUACAAGCAGUGGGACAAUAUAUAUGUGGAUAACAUCGAAGCAAGUGUUGCUGCCUUGAAAAAGUUGACAGAUGAGUGGAGAGUGUUGUCUGCAAGACAAUCUUCUCUUGAAGCUCUGGGUGUAAUGCUCAAAAGUUUCAGGCAUAAGAAUGAGAAAUCCUUAACAAGUGGGAUUGACGUUGCUCGCCAAUCACUCUUCAAAGAUGCUGACAAAUAUUGUAAGGUGCUGUUGGGAAGAAUAUCACGUGGACAUGGGUGCCUGAAGAGUUCAGCCUUCAUCAUUGCUUUACUUGGUGUUGGAGCAGCUGCCAUUUCGCUAAACAUAGAGUCAUGGGAUUGGAACAAGUUUUCAGUGUUGUUCAAUGUCCAGCAAUCCUUAUAGGCAGCAAGCGAAUAAAACAGAUUAACGUUAUACCCCUUCAACGAAUCAUGAGGCCAAAGUAAUCAAAAUCCGUCUGGAAUAAAUGGGCAGAGAGUGAGUAACUUUAUGUAAUAGUAGUUCGGUAUUUCCAAUAUACUUCAAAGGAUUACUGUUUCUGAAUCAAAAGGGGACUAACUAUGAGCCCCGCCAUUUUAACUUUAAAGGGAUAGCUUUUUAUACUCUA
Messenger RNA from Ipomoea nil (Japanese morning glory), 2073 nucleotides. RefSeq lists its product as uncharacterized. Gene Ontology annotation, cellular component: endoplasmic reticulum; Golgi apparatus. Lineage: Eukaryota; Viridiplantae; Streptophyta; Magnoliopsida; Solanales; Convolvulaceae. The record is from RefSeq and is a predicted model, not a curated record. The coding region runs from base 105 to 1850 and encodes 581 amino acids. The transcript is spliced from 10 exons.